This is a messenger RNA of Ilyonectria robusta, 802 nucleotides long. RefSeq lists its product as uncharacterized. The record is from RefSeq and is a predicted model, not a curated record. NCBI's taxonomy places the organism in Eukaryota, Fungi, Ascomycota, Sordariomycetes, Hypocreales, Nectriaceae. The transcript has a single exon. The coding region runs from base 186 to 665 and encodes 159 amino acids.
CCUCCCCCUCACAUCCCUCCAUUCUCUGGUAGAUAUCUUGACAACGCAUCAACACAUCACAGACCGAGCAGGCAAGAGGAAUUCAAAUUGCCCGACUUGCUGCAGCUCUGCCUGAUCCGCCGCCCUGCUUCUGUCCAACCCCCCAGCCCGGGCGGACAAGCACCAAUCCCACUUGCCCAUGUUCAAUGUCUAUCUCGGUCUCCGGUUGCGAGAAAAGUCGUCGAAAAAAAAAAGAGCAACCGGGAUUGGGCGGUCACCCACGGAGGGGGGGGGGCGUGUGGGUUUCUCGGAGCCAAGGAAUAAAAUCCAGUGCUGCUUUUUGCUUCUCUCCUACUGUUCCUCUUCUCUGGUUCCGUCGUGGGCUCCGGGUCCAUGGACACUUCGCCUUUUUGGCUUUGGUUAGCGUCAGCGCGCUUGUUGCAAGUCUGGCCGUAUGGAUCCCCCAAGGUGCAGACAGGUUGCAGGGCGAGAUGCAGAUGGCGGCGGAUCAUGGGCAACAAAGAUCCAUUGCCCCAAUGCUCGCUCCCAAGGCCUCAUCCGCCCUUGUCCCUGUCGCCCUGUCUUUGACUUUCUGUGUCUUUAGCGCCGUGAGCUCUUGGGUCUUGGGUCUUGGGAAAGACGGACCUCCGAUUGACACUUUGACGCCCCUCCCCGGGUCCCGUUGAUGACAAGGUACAACGACGUCUCCUCCAACGGCAUCGGAACACGGCCGACGUCGAGCAGUGUGUGUGCGCGCGUGCGUGCGUGCGUGAAUGGGUGUGCGCGUGGUGGUCUCUGGGUCCAUCUAACCUGGAUCAUCCAG